Myotis daubentonii (Daubenton's bat) is the source of this 1630-nucleotide messenger RNA. RefSeq names its product olfactory receptor 10A3. NCBI's taxonomy places the organism in Eukaryota, Metazoa, Chordata, Mammalia, Chiroptera, Vespertilionidae. Gene Ontology annotation, cellular component: membrane. Gene Ontology annotation, biological process: G protein-coupled receptor signaling pathway. The record is from RefSeq and is a predicted model, not a curated record. Gene Ontology annotation, molecular function: G protein-coupled receptor activity; olfactory receptor activity.
GGGUGGACCUGGCUUCUCGGCUGGUUUUGAGGUACGGAGCGCAGGAGGCUGUGAAAAUGGUGUGCAAGGUGCUGCAGGUCAUGAACCUGUUAGAACUCGUGGACCAGCUCAGCCACAUCUGUCUAAAUGGCACCGAGAAUACAGCAGAGAACAGAACAAACCUCAGAGGGGGGAGUGAGAUAACAAGCAUCUCCUUUACAGCGAAUUUCCGGAUCUCUUUGAGUGCCCGAGGGGCACACUUCUUGAAACUCACUCCAUGGAUGCAUUUGUGAAUGUUGGUGGUGUAUUCUCUGGUCACUACCUCGCUGAUGGCAGGAUAGUCCUGCAUCUUCUCACCCUCUUCUUUGUGGGAGACAUUCUGCCAGGCCCAAGUUGGAAAGCCAUCUGUUGUUAUUUGGUACUUUUAAAACAAGAUUUCUGAGUUAAAAAUUCUUCAAUUCUUCAUUUGUAUUUGAAAGAUAUACUGUUCUAAUAUAUUGGCCAUUUUCAAAAUUGCAAUUUGAAGAUCUGUCAAAGUGAGCUCAUCAUUUCAGCUUCUGGCAAGAAUUUCAGACUCAGCGCUUGGACAGUGACUUCAAAUUUAACAUUCAAUGUUGAUAAAAACAGUCUACACUCCCCUGCCAAAAUGAAAAGGCGGAAUCAAAGCUCUGUGGCUGAAUUCAUCCUCUUGGGCUUUUCUAACUUUCCUGAGCUCCAAGAGCAGCUCUUUGGGGUUUUCUUGGUUGUUUACCUGGUGACUCUGAUGGGAAAUGCCAUCAUCGUAGUCAUCAUCUCCCUGGAACAGAGCCUCCACGUUCCCAUGUACCUGUUCCUCCUGAACUUGUCUGUGGUGGAUGUGAGUUUCAGUGCAGUCAUUAUGCCUCAAAUGCUGGUGGUUCUCUCCACUGAGAAAACGUCAAUUUCAUUUGCGAGUUGUUUUGCACAGAUGUAUUUCCUUCUUCUUUUUGGUGGGACCGAAUGCUUUCUCCUGGGGGCAAUGGCUUAUGAUAGAUUUGCUGCAAUCUGCCAUCCUCUGAGCUACCCAAUGCUUAUGAACAAAAGGGUUUUCAUGAAAUUAGUAAUGUUCUCAUGGGUCUCAGGGGUCAUCGUGGCUACUGUGCAGACUACGUGGGUUUUUAGUUUUCCCUUUUGUGGCCCUAAUAAACUCAAUCAUCUCUUCUGUGAGACACCCCCAGUGCUGGAGCUUGCAUGUGCAGACACCUUUUUGUUUGAAAUCUAUGCAUUCACUGGCACCAUUUUGAUCGUCAUGGUUCCUUUCUUGUUGAUACUCUUAUCUUACAUUCGAAUCCUCUUUGCCAUCCUGAAGAUGCCAUCAACCACUGGGAGACAAAAGGCCUUUUCCACCUGUGCCUCCCAUCUCACAUCUGUCACCCUCUUCUAUGGCACAGCCAGUAUGACUUACUUACAACCCAAAUCUGGCUACUCCCCAGAAACCAAGAAACUGAUGUCAUUGGCUUACACAUUGCUUACACCUCUGCUGAAUCCACUAAUCUACACCUUGCGAAACAGUGAGAUGAAAAGAGCUUUGAUGAAAUUCUGGCGAAGAAAAGUAGAUUUGCACACAUUCUGACUGUGCUGGGAAGCCACGCAAUACUUGGUGAUUGCUUGACUAAAAUCUAUUUUAAUUCAA